GUGAUGUGACGUGAGUUAAUGAAAGAAGUGCCGUGCAAUAGAUUUUCAGUGUAUUGCGGUAUUAGAAUUGAAAUAGGCAUUUUUAAUUUAUUCCUACGUUAGUUAUAAGAUAAUUAAAAAUGGAGAACCUUUCAAUAGGUGAGAUUUACACUUCGGAUAAGAACGGCAGUGAUGAGACUGGAGAUGGAACUGAAGCGAAGCCGUUUAAGACCAUCAUACAGGCUAUGCGUCACGCCGGCAAGGAGCCAUUUCCAACAAUAUACGUCGACGCUAAGGACGACACAAAAGUAUAUGAAGUUGCUGCUAAAUCACAAUUGAAGAAGAUUCACAAGAUCUGGGUGAGAGAAGGCUACAAAGCGGCAGAUAAGGCAAAGGCUGAAGAAGAUGGCAAUGAAAAGAGACAACAGAACCUUGAAGAGGCCAAGAAAGUUGUAAUUAAAGAGGAUCCUAGUCUUCCAAAAGCUACCAUCGUGAAAAUAUCAGAAGCAAGUGAACACCGCGGCUCGCGCAUCUGCGUCCGCGGCUGGGUGCACCGGCUGCGGCGACAGGGCCGCGCUCUCGCGUUCCUCACUCUCCGCGACGGCUCCGGCUACCUGCAAUGUGUGCUGCACGGUCUACUCUGUCAGACGUACAACGCGCUCGUGCUCUCUACUGAAUCCUCUGUCAUUAUUUAUGGCAAGCUCGAAGUUGUGCCUGAAGGGAAAAUGGCUCCGGGCGGUCACGAGUUGACAGCGGACUACUGGGAGCUGGUGGGACUGGCGCCACCCGGUGGUGCUGAUGCCAUCCUCAAUGAGGAAGCCUUGCCCGAUGUACAGCUAGACAACAGGCACAUAAUGAUCCGCGGCGAGAACACAUCGAAGGUGCUCCGCGCGCGGGCGGCCGUCACCCGCGCCUUCCGCGAACACUUCGCAUCACGCCGCUACACCGAGGUCACGCCGCCCACGCUCGUGCAGACACAGUGUGAAGGCGGGAGUACGCUGUUCAAGUUCAGCUAUUUCGGUGCGGAGGCGUACCUGACGCAGAGCUCGCAGCUGUACCUGGAGACGUGCCUGGCGGCGCUGGGCGACGUGUACUGCAUCGCGCAGUCCUACCGCGCAGAGCAGUCCCGCACGCGCAGGCAUCUCGCUGAGUACAGCCACGUGGAGGCGGAGUGUCCGUUCAUCACGUUCGAGGAUCUGCUGUCGCGGCUAGAAGACCUGGUGGUGGACGUGGUGGACAGGGUGCUCGACUCACCUGACGGUCACCUCGUGUACGAACUCAACCCUAACUUCAAGAGGCCACAGAAGCCGUUCAAGCGCAUGACGUACACGGAGGCGAUCGAGUACCUGCGAGCUAACAACAUUACCAAAGAGGACGGAUCAUUCUACGAGUUUGGAGAGGACAUACCGGAAAUGCCGGAACGUAAGAUGACAGACGCCAUCGGCGUGCCGAUCCUCCUGUGCAAGUUCCCCGCAGAGAUCAAGUCCUUCUACAUGCAGCGCUGUGCUGAUGACAACCGACUGACUGAGUCUGUGGACGUGCUCAUGCCAGGAGUCGGAGAGAUUGUGGGCGGAUCCAUGAGGACGUGGGACCAUGAGGAGCUGAUGGAAGGUUACAAGCGCGAGGGCAUCGACCCGUCUCCGUACUACUGGUACACGGACCAGCGCAAGUUCGGGUCGGUCCCGCACGGCGGGUACGGGCUGGGGCUGGAGCGGUUCCUGUGCUGGCUGCUCGACCGCUACCACAUCCGCGAGGUCUGCCUCUACCCGCGCUUCCUCGACCGCUGCACGCCUUAGAUGCUACAACCGUCGGUGCUAAAAUAUAGCCGUGAUGAGUCGACGACAUCACUGCUUUCUGUUAUAGCAUUGUAAAGGUAUAUGCGUCACUGCUUGUUGUUACUAUCUAUUUUAAAAUAUAUACCGUCUUACCACAAAAACUUUUAAACGUCAGUUUGACACCCAUCUAAAAUGACAAAUUAUGACGUUGAAAUAAGGUCCAUUUUGCAAACAUGUUUAAGGUUUUAUAGUAAGACCAUUGUGGCCUUACUACAAAAACUUUAACCACUGUUUUACACUUGUCUAAAAAAAAUGUGGCUCCAAAAUGAACCAUAUGUCAACGUCAUAAUUUGACAUUUUUUUAGACAAGUCUUAAACUGACGUUAAAAAGUUUUUGUGGUAAGACGGUUGAUGAUUAAAGCAUAGUUUAAUUCAUGUGGGAAGAUUGAAAUAGUAUUUAAUUAAGUUAGUAACGCAUAGCAGUGAUGUAUAUGUCUGAAAUAAAAUAUUUUGUUGCUCAGUCUGUUCUAGACGAAAUUUAAAAUCAUCAACAUCAGUUUUUAUACAAAAUAAUUGUAAAAUUAAACUAAUAAUGCUUGAGUUUGCAUUUAUUAAAAAUAUAGAAGGAAAGUCUAUUGCAUUAUAUCAUAGCAUUUGAUGCGGCGUCGAGCGCUCAUUAUUUAUAGAACUCGUUGAAAUUACUUUUAACAAUCAUAAUAACAUCGAUAUUAAGUGUACUUUUCUUGUGUGAUUUUGAUCUGAUACGCUUUGAAAUUCAUAAAACAACUUAUUUUGUUGUUAUGGACUGACCACUUCUGUGCCAUCUUUGGUACAAAAAUAAAUUAGAUUUUUAUAUAUUUGUUGACUGUGUUUUUUGUCCAAAUUAUUGCAAAUGUUCUAAAAUAUUUCAUGACACAGCAAACUGGUUCAUUUGGCAUUUUGUGCGUUCAAUAGAAUAAGGAAUGUAAACAUUCCAUAUUCCACUUGCAUUGUUCUUUUUUAUUUAUUUUAAAUACAGUUCCGAAAAUU
Molecule: messenger RNA, 2783 nt
Organism: Helicoverpa armigera (cotton bollworm)
Lineage: Eukaryota; Metazoa; Arthropoda; Insecta; Lepidoptera; Noctuidae
Gene: AsnRS
Product: asparagine--tRNA ligase, cytoplasmic
Exons: 10
Coding region: 120-1775 (551 amino acids)
Biological process (GO): asparaginyl-tRNA aminoacylation
Cellular component (GO): cytoplasm
Molecular function (GO): ATP binding; asparagine-tRNA ligase activity; nucleic acid binding
Source: RefSeq, a predicted model, not a curated record